GCCCGCUUGUCUCCAUACCAUCACCACCUCUCUGCCCUACAUCGCCUGUCUCGUAGAUCUCUUGAACGACUUUCAGUGACGACUUUUUCUCAUCAAUGGCUCUCAAACGCAUCAACAAGGAAUUGAUUGACCUCGGACGUGACCCACCCUCGUCUUGCAGCGCGGGUCCUACGGGCGACAACAUGUUCCAAUGGCAGGCGACGAUCAUGGGCCCGGGUGACUCCCCUUACGCAGGAGGCGUCUUUUUCCUUUCCAUCACCUUCCCUACCGACUAUCCUUUCAAGCCUCCCAAGGUCAGCUUUACGACGAAGAUUUACCACCCAAACAUCAACGCGAAUGGGUCGAUCUGCCUCGAUAUCCUGAGAGAUCAGUGGUCACCAGCAUUGACUAUCUCGAAAGUUUUGCUUUCCAUUUGCUCAAUGCUCACGGACCCCAAUCCUGAUGAUCCCUUGGUUCCUGAUAUCGCCCAUCUGUACAAGACUGAUCGGGCUCGUUACGAAGCAACUGCCAGGGAGUGGACAAGGAAGUAUGCUAUGUAGUGCGCCGGUCAAUGGACCUUGGGCGUGUUCCCAUUUCGACAUACGGUGUAUUAGUGUUUUUCUGCCAUAUCAUGUUUCUUGUCAUGUUCUAGUACGGCUCUUACAUCCAUCCCUCUGUGACAAUCAAUGGUCUGUGUCAUUCAAGGCAAUAUCUCUUCC
Heterobasidion irregulare TC 32-1 is the source of this 698-nucleotide messenger RNA. RefSeq lists its product as uncharacterized. The transcript has 6 exons. Gene Ontology annotation, biological process: protein polyubiquitination; ubiquitin-dependent protein catabolic process. NCBI's taxonomy places the organism in Eukaryota, Fungi, Basidiomycota, Agaricomycetes, Russulales, Bondarzewiaceae. Gene Ontology annotation, molecular function: ubiquitin conjugating enzyme activity. Gene Ontology annotation, cellular component: nucleus. The record is from RefSeq and is a predicted model, not a curated record. The coding region runs from base 96 to 539 and encodes 147 amino acids.